CUCGAGGAAGAUUCUAUUCAGUGCGAAAGAAUUAUACGGAGUAGACAGAAUAUUAUACGGCAUAAACUACCCGGUCUACAGUCUACACCGCACACCAGAAUUUGUCUCAGAAGAAAGAGAGAAGAGGAUCUCCUGGACUCCUGGUAAUGGAGUUGGUGAAGGGUGGCUGCUGUUCUUCUUUCUCAUCUCUCUCAUCGUCUGUGCGGCAUAAGCUUAUCAGGAGAAGCAAUCAUUGCAAUUAUAAUUAUGGUUAUGGAUACCAGACUGUGAAGAAAAACCGGAACAAGGAGAAUAUUGCCCAUUUGUUGAAUCCAUUUCCACAUGUGCACUACUCGCAUUCUCGAAACUUCGAGACUCCAAUUCAUCAUCAUAGGAUUAAGGCUCUGAACCAGGUGGAAGAUGAGAAACUAGAAAAUUCAAAUGCUGAUUCUGGGUAUGGAAACCUUGAAUGGCCUUCUCCAAAUGAUGUAAUUCCAUUCUGGAAGAGGGAAUUUCCAUUACAUAACAUUGCCUCAAGAGUUUCAUCUCCUGUGGAACAUGAUUCUAACCUUAUGCACAUUGUUCAUGUGACGGCUGAAAUGGCCCCCUUGGCUAAAGUUGGGGGUCUGGGUGAUGUUGUAACUGGACUUGCCCGUGCUUGUAUACUGCGUGGACAUGAUAUUUUGGUUAUGCUUCCUUUUUAUGAGAGUAUUCCAAAGCACUGUAUCAAUAGCUUGGAAUUGAUCAAUACUUAUAACUCAUAUCAUGAUGGAAAUUGGGUCCCUACCAAUGCUUAUCAAGGAGAAGUUUCAAACAUUCCCGUGAUAUUCAUUGAACCAUCUAACCAUUUCUUCAAGGGACACAGCAUAUAUGGAGGAUCGUACAAUGAGCUGGAAGCAUAUCUAUUUUUCAGCCGAGCUUGCCUUGAGUGGAUGCAGGUAACCGGAAAACAACCUGAUAUUAUUCAUGUGCACGAAUGGCAAACUAGUGCUUUACCUCUCCUUUACUGGGAUAUGUACCUAUAUCUAUCAAUUCAGAAACCCAGGGUUGUAUUGACAAUCCACAACAUGGAGCAUUACGGAGAGUGCAACAAAGAGCAAUUCAGCAAGUGUGGCCUUGAUGGAUCUUUGUAUGGAUCUGAAGAAAAGGCAGUUGAUGAUCGCACAAUUGGCCACAAUCCUGAGAGAUUAAGUCUCCUUAAAGGUGGCAUAGUCUACAGUAAUGCAGUAGUAACAGUCUCUCCAACAUAUCUCAAAGAAACACUUUGUUCUGGAUGGCUUGCCAGCACUUUGAUAAGACACCGCGAUAAGUAUUCUGGUAUUUUAAAUGGAAUAGAUACUACAAUGUGGAACCCUGCAACCGAUAUAUAUCUGCCUUCUAAAUUUGAUGCUAGUAAUAUCAAAGGGAAGCAGAUAUGCAAAUUCUAUGUUCAAAAGGGGCUUGGUUUGGCCGUGGAUGACAUGAGCCCACAUGGUUAUUCUUCGCAUCGAGUGCCUUUGGUUGUUUGCAUUACUAGACUAGUUCGUCAAAAGGGUCUUCAUCUGAUAAUUCAGGCAAUCAAGCAUGUCAAGGAGUUAGGUGGACAGAUGGUUGUCUUGGGGAAAGCUUCAGAAGGUCAAGUUGAAAAACAGUUUCAAGAUCUUGCUAAAUCGCAUAGCCUUGGUUCCAGCGUCCGUAUCCUUUUGAUGUACAGUGAGGAGCUGUCUCAUAUGCUUUAUGCUGCUGCAGACAUGGUUCUAGUCCCUUCCAUAUAUGAACCGUGUGGCCUUGCUCAGAUGAUUGGAAUGCGUUAUGGAGCAGUUCCCAUAGUCAGGAAGACUGGCGGUCUUGCAGAUACAGUUUUUGACAUGGACAAUGACUCGCAAUCAGAUAUUGCAAAUGGGUUUGUCUUUGAAGGAAUUGAUGAAGCAUCCUUAAACUGGGCUUUAGAACGUGCAUUUUUACACUACAGAGAGAGGCCACGUGAAUGGGAUGAUACUGUGAAGAAGGUUAUGCAAAUGGACAACAGCUGGAAUAACACGGCAGAAAAAUACAUUGACAUCUACAAUUCUGUGAAGGGUUAAGUGAUCCCCACUCACCCGACUUGUAUCCGGGGACUGGGAAGUCCUUAGAAUCCCAAUAGUUUUUGUUUCAUGUCUGGAAAUACAUGUUUAGAAUUU
Cuscuta europaea is the source of this 2138-nucleotide messenger RNA. The record is from the annotation of a GenBank genome assembly. NCBI's taxonomy places the organism in Eukaryota, Viridiplantae, Streptophyta, Magnoliopsida, Solanales, Convolvulaceae.